GUUUAAAACCGUGGCACGACGCGAACAGGAUUUAAAUAUUGCAUCCUGAACAUAGUAAAUAGUGGUAAUAGUAACAUAUUAACAACGAAUCGAGGAGAACAUAAGAGGUCCUGAAACGCUACUGUAGAUUUUGCAACACUUUUAAACGCCCCUCCACGUUCAACGUUGUGAACGCCCUCUCUCGCCGGCCGACUCUUCCUUUGCCAGCAGCACUGAAGAAGCUCCAGUCCAGCUCUGCUCACCGUCAGAUCGCCUGGCUUAGCGGACCAGCUUUGCAGCGAACAUGUCCAAAGACACGGAAGGGAAGAGCGAGAAGAUCAUGGACGUGGAGAACAAGGUGCUGUGGUUCCCGGACUCCAAGAGGGACACGCAGAUGGACAAGUUCCGGAUGCAGGUCAAUGCGGAACAUGGGCUUCACCUGGUCAACUACAACGACUUGUACCAGUGGUCCGUGGACUGCUACCCAGACUUUUGGGCACAUGUGUGGAGCUUCUGUGGCCUCGUCAGCUCCAAAAGAUACGAAGAGGUGGUGGACGUAUCCAAGCGUGUCUCCGACGUUCCCCAGUGGUUCAAAGGCGCCCGGCUCAACUACGCGGAGAACCUGCUGAAACACGGUGACCAGGACAAGGUGGCUCUUUAUGCUGCAACCGAGGCCAACGAGGACAUCGUGAAGGUGACCUUUGGGGAGCUCAGGCGUGACGUGGCGUUGUUUGCCGCCGCCAUGAGGAAGAUGGGCGUCCGGACGGGAGACCGAGUCGUGGGCUACCUGCCCAAUGGCGUCCAUGCAGUGGAGGCCAUGUUGGCGGCCGCCAGCAUCGGCGCCAUCUGGAGCUCCACGUCCGUCGACUUUGGCGUCAACGGCGUUCUUGACAGGUUCUCUCAGAUCCAGCCCAAGCUCAUCUUCUCCGUGGCGGCCGUGGUCUACAACGGCAAAACUCACGAGCACAUGGAGAAGCUCAGCAGCGUGGUCAAAGGUCUUCCCGACCUGCAGAAGGUGGUGGUCAUCCCCUACGCUCGCCCCAAAGCCCAGGUCGACCUCUCCAAGAUGCCCAACAGCGUGUUCCUCGACGACUUCCUGGCGUCCGGGCGAGGGGAUGGCGACCAACCCCCCCAGCUGGAGUUUGAACAGCUUCCUUUCAGCCACCCUCUCUUCAUCAUGUACUCCUCUGGGACCACAGGGGCCCCCAAAUGCAUGGUCCACUCGGCCGGGGGCACGCUGAUCCAGCACCUGAAAGAACACGUCCUCCACGGCAACAUGACCAGCAGCGACGUCAUCAUCUACUACACCACGACGGGCUGGAUGAUGUGGAACUGGCUGGUGUCCGCUCUGGCAGUGGGAGCUUCAGUGGUCCUUUAUGACGGCUCGCCCCUCAUGCCCACCCCGAGCGUGCUUUGGAACCUGACCGACCAGUUGGGCAUCACCGUCUUCGGCACGGGGGCCAAGUGGCUGUCGGUGCUCCAGGAGAGGAACAUGAAACCCGCUGAAUCCCACAACCUGCAGUCGCUUCACACCAUCUUGUCCACCGGCUCGCCUCUCAAGCCUCAGAGCUACGACUACGUGUAUCGCUGCAUCAAGACCGACGUGCUGCUGGGCUCCAUCUCAGGAGGAACAGACAUAGUUUCAUGUUUCAUGGGUCAGAACCCGACAGUUCCGGUGUAUCGGGGCGAGAUCCAGACGAGGAACUUGGGCAUGGCAGUGGAAGCGUGGAACUUUGAAGGUAAGCCUGUGCGGGGAGAGAGUGGCGAGCUGGUCUGCUUGAAGCCCCUUCCCUGCCAGCCCACACACUUCUGGAACGACGACAACGGCAUGAAAUACCACAAAGCCUAUUUCUCCACCUUCCCCGGGGUCUGGGCUCAUGGGGACUACUGUAAGAUCAACCCAAAGACGGGAGGUGUCGUCAUGCUUGGCAGAAGUGACGGGACCCUCAACCCCAACGGAGUCCGCUUUGGCAGCUCGGAGAUCUACAACAUCGUGGAGGCCUUCGAGGACGUGUCGGACAGCCUCUGCGUUCCUCAGUACAGCGCGGACGGCGAGGAGAGGGUCAUUUUGUUCCUCAAGAUGGCGCCCGGGAAGCCCUAUUGUCCCGACCUGGUGGCGAGAGUGAAGGCGGCCAUCAGGAAAGCUCUGUCAGCGCGACAUGUGCCCGCCCUCCUGCUGGAGACCAGAGAUAUCCCCUACACACUCAGCGGGAAGAAGGUGGAGGUGGCGGUCAAGCAGGUGAUCGCCGGCCGGGACGUCAAACAGCGAGGCGCUUUCUCCAACCCCGAGUCCUUAGACCUCUACAAGAACCUGCCGCAGUUGCAGAACUACUGAGGGGCAACGAGGCGCUAACACAGACUGUACAUCCAUCACUCAACCAACUGCCAUACGAGGAGGUGGAGCUACUUGACGGGUACAAGAGGAGGCGUGGUCACCCACAGGCGGAGCAGGGGCCAGACAGUCCUGGCCUGAACAGGUGCCAUUUCACCUAGUCAGCUAAGGCGCUACUUACCAUUAGCAUUUACAUGACUUCAGAUGCCACCCAAAAAACUAAAUAAUUAUUUUAAUUCUUACUUCAGAUGUUUGCUGUACUUAAAAAAAACUAAAACUUCAAAAGUACACACUUUCAGUUAGCGAGGCAAACAGGAAGUUCGCCACGCAAACAGGAAGUUAGCCGCUUAUAAAGUACACCGUUUCAGAAGUAAACAAGGUACGACGUCUUUUAGAAAGCGUUACAACACAGCCGAUAAUAAUAAUGAUGAUAACAAUAAACAUUUCUUUGGCUUUUA
Molecule: messenger RNA, 2769 nt
Organism: Nerophis ophidion (straightnose pipefish)
Lineage: Eukaryota; Metazoa; Chordata; Actinopteri; Syngnathiformes; Syngnathidae
Gene: aacs
Product: acetoacetyl-CoA synthetase
Exons: 18
Coding region: 284-2314 (676 amino acids)
Biological process (GO): positive regulation of insulin secretion; lipid metabolic process
Cellular component (GO): cytosol
Molecular function (GO): acetoacetate-CoA ligase activity
Source: RefSeq, a predicted model, not a curated record